AUGUACAGUAAUGUAAAACAUGCUUUCUUUCAAGAUGGAGAGGAAAACAAAGUUGGAGAUGAGACCAUCUCCCCUCUCUUGCACUCGCACUUGCACAACCCAAUCAAGGUGGGGACCAAGAUGGAAAAGGAUAUCCAGUUCCAUAUGGUGCAUACCUUUAGGGGAAUGAAGAGAUCUGCUCAUCAUUCAUGUGAGUUUGAGGAUCUUAAUCGAGUUAUGCGCAACUUUCUCGCUGAAGUUGGUCGUAUUUGGAGACCGUUGCCUAACCUUUUAUGGAGAAGGGUACAGAGGGAGCAUGGAUUCAAGGGGGAACUUCCCCUGAAGGAACCGCGUGUAUUUUGCCUGACUGGGUUUUGCCUAGUUGAGCUCGUAAAAGCACCUUUCUUUGUUGUCACACUAGAAGAGGUCGAAAUUGCUAGUUUGGUGCUAGAUAAACCUGAGAUGACGGUGUUUAACAUGACAUUCGUGUUCAAGGACUUCAUGCGCGAUGUGCUUCAGAUAUACUCCAUUCCUGCAAUGAAACUCGAUGGCAUCAAACAGUCACUUGAUAUCAGAAGCGUCAAGUACUACCAGGACAAUAGGCUUGAUUUGAAUGUGGAAGAGUGGAGGUCCAUGUUGAAUGAAAUAAUACGUGACUCACAGAGGUUUAUGGAGGAGGAUGGAUGGAAUAAGUACUACUCAGGAGAGAGUGCUGCUGAUUACUCUGACAGCUCGGCGGCGAGUAUUGAGAAUUACUCUGACUUCUCAGGGCUGGAUUACAACUCUGACAAGCAAUCAUCUGAUAGUGACCAGGUGUUGGAGUCUCCUGCAGAAUCGAAAAAACAGAAUACUUACUACGGCGAUGCUGCAUCUUUCUUGAACUUUGCUGUAUAUGAAUCCUUGAAAGAGAGGUUGGUCGAGACCAAGCCAUUAGGACUGCUCGACAACAACUCUGAGCUGGGCAUUAUCGCGAGGCUCAUGUGCGGAGCUGCUGCAGGAACUGUUGGCCAGACAAUUGCUUACCCUCUUGAUGUAAUUGGCCGAAGUAUGCAGAUGGCUGGUUGGAACUAUGCUUCAUCAGUUGUCACUGGUGGAGGGAGCAGCAAAAGCAAAGCUUCACUUGGAUAUACAGGCAUGGUUGAUGAACCUACGACAAAACCAAAAAUGAAGACCAACUCGGCCAUACCAACAUUAUUGUCUGGAUCGCAGGCGCAUUAA
This is a messenger RNA of Papaver somniferum (opium poppy), 1197 nucleotides long. Its product is annotated as FACT complex subunit SPT16-like. Gene Ontology annotation, biological process: transcription elongation by RNA polymerase II; positive regulation of transcription elongation by RNA polymerase II. The record is from RefSeq and is a predicted model, not a curated record. Gene Ontology annotation, cellular component: FACT complex. The transcript is spliced from 2 exons. Gene Ontology annotation, molecular function: nucleosome binding. The coding region runs from base 1 to 1197 and encodes 398 amino acids. NCBI's taxonomy places the organism in Eukaryota, Viridiplantae, Streptophyta, Magnoliopsida, Ranunculales, Papaveraceae.